This is a messenger RNA of Lasiosphaeria miniovina, 1050 nucleotides long. RefSeq lists its product as uncharacterized. The record is from RefSeq and is a predicted model, not a curated record. Gene Ontology annotation, cellular component: kinetochore. The transcript is spliced from 2 exons. Gene Ontology annotation, biological process: protein localization to kinetochore; attachment of mitotic spindle microtubules to kinetochore. Bases 1 to 1050 code for a protein of 349 amino acids. Lineage: Eukaryota; Fungi; Ascomycota; Sordariomycetes; Sordariales; Lasiosphaeriaceae.
AUGAGGCAUCCUAGAUCGCCUAGAAAGGCAGCAGCAGCGGCAGCAACAGCAGUAGGAACAGCAGCGCCCGCGACGGCGGCAACCACGACAGCCACAAACGAUGCUCUCCGCGCCGCCAAAGUCUUGCGCGCGCUCGACGACGUGCAGGCUGCCGCCGGGCACGAACUUAGCAUCGUGACCAUUAGCGAGCCCAUCCUCAGCGCCGCGGCCGCGACCGUACCUAAGAACGAUUAUGCCAACAGACACAGCCAUGACAAUAGCAACCCCCGCGCCUCCGACGUCAACAACAGCAACAACAACAACAACAACAACAACAACAACAACAACAACACUACCACUACGCGCACAACCCCCGCGAGCCUCGAAGCCGACCUGGCGCACUACCGCGAGCUCUUCGCCAAGCUGCGCUUCUCGUACGUCGAGCAGGUGACCAAGGAGAAGUUCAUCCGGGCCAUCGUGGGCGAUCCGCCCGAGAUUGUGACUUUGGGCGAGAAUUCCGCGCUGGAAGCGGCCAACGCCGACGCCAAGGCCGCGCUCAAGGCCCUCAAGGCUGAUGUUGGUGAUGUCGUUUCUGACCUCGAGCGCCGCGGCCGCGCCCUUGCCGCCCGCUAUGAUGUUGUGUGUCGAGAUACCGCUGCGCUGCGCGACUUGCCUGCGCGUGCCGCUGUGCUUGAGGAGGAGGUCGGCUGGCUGCGGCGCGAGGCGGCAAACAACGGCGAUGAAGACGGCGGUGACGGGGCUGGGAGACGGCUCCCGCUAGGCAAGACGGUCGCGCUGGCGGAGCAGCAGCGGGCCGCACUGCGGGACCUCGACCGGCAGCUCGCAUCCUUGGGGGGCGCCGCGCCGCGCAAGCGUAAGGAGCUCGACCGGCUGCAGGCCGAGGUGGCGGCGCUGGAGACGAAGCGGGCGCACAGCGCGGCGGCGGCCAGGGACGCCAAGCGUCGCAAGCAGAACGCGCUCGGCGGCGUCCAAGACGACCUCGAGGCUAAGGGCAGGUGGUAUAGGGCGACCGACGCGGCGCUGCGGCAGAUGUUGGACAUUAAGGGGUGA